This is a messenger RNA of Cladophialophora immunda, 525 nucleotides long. RefSeq lists its product as uncharacterized. The coding region runs from base 1 to 525 and encodes 174 amino acids. The transcript has a single exon. NCBI's taxonomy places the organism in Eukaryota, Fungi, Ascomycota, Eurotiomycetes, Chaetothyriales, Herpotrichiellaceae. The record is from RefSeq and is a predicted model, not a curated record.
AUGCGUUUUGUCAGGAUCCUCAAUGUCCGCUUGGCCAUAUGUGUCCGCGCAAUGGAUCGUGCAACAUUCCUGCGUGCAAGUUUCUUCCGGAGAUGCACAACAUCGAUGUCAGCCAAAUUUACGAGUACAACACUGCAACCAAAGAGCGGAAGAGGGUGUCGGUGCCCGUCUAGGAGGAAUCUCAACCAUAUAUUCCGAAGUCUCCGCCAGUUCAGAAGACAUGCUCUGACCCGGCGGUCAGUGUCCUUCUACAUGUUUUGGAUUGAGGAGACAAAGCGUCAAUCGCUUAGCCCCUUGCCGAUCUGCUCGAACUCUUCGUUGGGCCCGAGGGAACCCCAGGUUUGGGCCAGCGAUGACGCUGAAACGCAUCGCUGGGUGUUAGUUGGACUUUCCAUGAUCCCAUCCCUUCCGACACGAGGUUGCCGGAUAUUUCUUUUCUUGCGCGAUGAGAUACCCCUUCCGCAUUGCUGCUUUCCUUCCAGCUUGCUGACUUUUUCUGCCACGAGCAAUUCUUCCCGCCAAUAA